AUGUGCUGCUUUCUUAGAGAUAUUCUCGCUAAAUCAAGCAGCAUAAGAAAAGCCGUUUUUUCCUAUUUCUCUCUUUUCUUUCUCUCUUUUGUUGCUCUCUCGCUCUCUUCUGUCUCUGCUCUCUCUCUUCUGUCUCUGCUCUCUCUCUUCACUCUCGCGCUCCUCUCUAUCUAUCUUCUCCACUCUCUCGCGCUCCUCUCGCUCCAUCUUCUCCACUCUCUCUCGCUCCAUCUUCUCCACUCUCUCUCGCUCCAUCUUCUCCACUCUCUCGCGCUCCAUCUUCUCCACUCUCUCGCGCUCCAUCUUCUCCACUCUCUCGCGCUCCAUCUUCUCCACUCUCUCACGCUCCAUCUUCUCCACUCUCUCUCUCUCUCGCUCCAUCUUCUCCUCUCUCUCUCUCGCUCCAUCUUCUCCACUCUCUCUCUCUCGCGCUCCAUCUUCUCCACUCUCUCUCUCUCGCGCUCCAUCUUCUCCACUCUCUCUCUCUCGCUCCAUCUUCUCCACUCUCUCUCUCUCGCGCUCCAUCUUUCCACUCUCUCUCUCUCGCUCCAUCUUCUCCCUCUCUCUCUCUCGCGCUCCUUCUUCUCCACUCUCUCUCUCUCGCGCCUUCUUCUCCACUCUCUCUCUCUCGCUCCAUCUUUUCUCUCUCUCCUUUCUUUGUAA
Molecule: messenger RNA, 663 nt
Organism: Acanthosepion pharaonis
Lineage: Eukaryota; Metazoa; Mollusca; Cephalopoda; Sepiida; Sepiidae
Source: the annotation of a GenBank genome assembly